ACUGUCCUUACGUCGUUCCUCGUCUGCAUCGGUAGCGCUCCGAUUCCGGCUCAGUCUCUCGUUCAUUCUCCCGUGUUAGUCUCGCAAUGGCUUCGAAGGUGCUGGACAUUCGGGAGGGGCAAGAUGUAUAUGUCGAGGAAGAUGAAAAGUUACCAUACAGAUUGGUCAGAAAUCUCGGGCAUGGGCACAGCGCCAACGUGGAGAUGGUAGAGGACAUAUACACAGGCCGUGUCUUCGCCCGCAAGUUAUUCCGCAUACACAGGACUCGUGAUCAGAGAAAGGCAAUAUUCGACAACGAAAUCAAAAUCAUUCGUCGACUGAAGAAUCAUCGCCAUAUUAUACGUGUCUUUGCGACCUACGUUGCGAAGAAGGAAGUCGGAUUGAUUCUGAGCCCGGUGGCGGACGGAGGAGAUCUCGAAUCGUUUCUGAACGAUUUCGCGGUGGGGCAGAUAGCUAGAAAGGGCACGACCGAAAGACGUCUGGUGCGAAAGUCUUUCGGAUGUCUCGCUGCCGGUCUGGCUUUCAUGCACCAACAAAAGAUCCGACAUAAAGAUAUCAAGCCUCGGAACAUUCUCAUUCAUCGAGGAACGAUGAUCUACACCGAUUUCGGCUAUUCCUUUGACUACAGUCUGCCCGAUGGGAGAAGCACCACUACCGGACGCCCAGACACAUUCACUCGAAAGUACUGUGCACCUGAGGUGGUAGAUUGGGAACCUCGAAACUCCAAAUCCGACGUAUUCUCACUAGGUUGCGUGUUUCUGGAGAUGCUUGCCGUUCUCGACGCCCGCGCAACGCUUCCUCACUGCGAUCAGCCGUAUAGUGCAGUGGGGGAGGCUAUCCAAUGCUUGUUCGAGACCCUAGAAGAACGUCAUUCCCGUAAAAAUGUUGGAUCACGUACUACAGUGACCCGUCUAUGGAGUGUAAUCUACAAAAUGCUGUCAUUUGACCCAACUCAGAGGCCAACAGCAUCCUUCAUCACGACCCACAUACGAAAGCAGAGCCCAACUCACUUUUUCUGUAAGGACUGCUCGGAUGAAUCUGGAAAUCUGGAUCCAAAACCUUCAAAUGGGGAUCGCCGCAAUCUAAAGAUAGUAAAAUCUAACAGAACUACCUCCGCCCGGCCCCAAAAUUUGCGCCAGGCCUCAACAGACAGCACCCAGUCCAAAGAAUACACUUGUUGUGAUUCAACCAUGAAGCUCGUCGUCGCUCGAGAAGAUGCAGCCAUUGCAAACUAUGGCAGCAUGUCAAUUGCAUAGUCUUGGCGUCCAUUCUCUCCGACGAUGAAGAGUAUCUGUGCGACAGAUGCAUCUCCCAAUUA
Molecule: messenger RNA, 1318 nt
Organism: Aaosphaeria arxii CBS 175.79
Lineage: Eukaryota; Fungi; Ascomycota; Dothideomycetes; Pleosporales
Product: kinase-like protein
Exons: 2
Coding region: 87-1256 (389 amino acids)
Biological process (GO): protein phosphorylation; mitotic DNA damage checkpoint signaling
Cellular component (GO): cytoplasm; nucleus
Molecular function (GO): protein serine/threonine kinase activity; ATP binding
Source: RefSeq, a predicted model, not a curated record